AAAACCAAUACAGAUUGAUUUUGGAUGCUUGAUUCAGUUGGAAAGAUGACUAAACCUUUCUCAGCUCGUUGUAUUCUGCUUAUCCUCCUCAUUGCCGCAUCAGUGAGUACAAUAAUUAUACCAGAGGUGGAAGGAGCCAAAGGAGGAGGGUUUUUUUGCUGCGAAAAUCUGUUUAGAUGCGGCCCAGCUAGAGAUGACCCCAAUUGCCUCAAAAAUUGCAUAGCAAGACAUACAGGGCCUUCGGACCGUCCCUUCGGUUUUUGUGAACUUAACAAAAAUUGCCUCUGCCUUUGGGAAUGCGAUGAGGGUGAUGCAGAAUGCCGCAGAUCGAUCUUGAGCGAUCAACCGUGAUUAUAUCUCCCAAUAAAAAUAAUACUAC
This is a messenger RNA of Rhododendron vialii, 379 nucleotides long. RefSeq lists its product as uncharacterized. The record is from RefSeq and is a predicted model, not a curated record. The transcript is spliced from 2 exons. Lineage: Eukaryota; Viridiplantae; Streptophyta; Magnoliopsida; Ericales; Ericaceae. The coding region runs from base 25 to 351 and encodes 108 amino acids.